Messenger RNA from Brassica oleracea var. oleracea, 857 nucleotides. RefSeq lists its product as uncharacterized. The record is from RefSeq and is a predicted model, not a curated record. Lineage: Eukaryota; Viridiplantae; Streptophyta; Magnoliopsida; Brassicales; Brassicaceae. Bases 165 to 719 code for a protein of 184 amino acids. The transcript has 3 exons.
UUUCUUUUAUAUUCUUCCUCUUUGUCAAAUCUGACAAUUCCAAAGGACAAAAAAAUCGGACGUCACUAUUUAUUAGUAAAACACAACAUAACGCUCGUCUCUUCUUUAUAUACUUCACUUUCAGACAAUAACCCAACAAGAGAUAUUGCGUAAGAUAUCAAGAAAUGGGGAAUUGUCAAGCGGCGGAGGCAGCGACGGUAUUGAUCCAUCACCCGGCGGAGAAUAAGGUGGAGAGGAUUUACUGGUCGGUGAAAGCAAGCGACGUCAUGAGAUCCAACCCUGAUCAUUACGUAGCGGUGGUGGUGACGUCACCGACGUUAAAGAGCGAGAAAGGAUCGCCGUUAAAGCAGCUCAAGCUCCUUCGUCCUGACGACACUUUACUCAUCGGACAUGUUUACCGUCUCGUCAGCUUCGAAGAGGUUUUGAACGAGUUUGCGACGAAGAAAUGUGUAAAGCUUGGGAAGCUAUUGAAAGAAGGAGGAGGGUUUGAGUUAAAGAAGAAGAAGAAACCUAGAAAGAAGACUGAUCAGGAGAUGGGUCGGGUCAACCCGAAUCCGAAUAUGGAUCCGGAUCAGAAAAAAGAUGGGGCAAAUGUUAACGGAGAAGUCGAUGGAGACGGUGUUAUGAGGACGAGUCACGGAGGAGGAAGAGGAAGAGGAAGAGGUGGUGGUGGGUGGAGGCCAGCUUUGCAUAGCAUUCCGGAGUUUGGAUCCUCAUGAGAGAACUCUUCAAAAAAGCAUAGAUAUUUUUAAAGCACUAUCCGACAACAUUGAAAGUUAAUGUGUAAAGCGAUGUUAUUUAUCAUAGAUGCUUUAUUGAAGAUCCAGUCUCAAUAAAUAUUUUCAACAACUUGAACG